UUUUGCUGUGCAAAUUGUAAAUUAAUAUUUCUAAUCACGAUUAAAAUUAAAUACCGAGGCAUUUAGAAAGUCUUAGUAAUGGAUGUCACUGUAAUUGUUUUUUGUAUUUCAUUUAAUUUUCUUUUAUUAAAGUCUUCAUCGGACCUGCCACAAGAAAUAGUAUUUUCACCAUCAGAACUACAAAGCUCUAACGUUGUAUCAAAUAGUUCCUUUAAACCAGCUCUGAGAUAUGGUUUUCAUAGAACAUCUGAAUGUAAAGAUUUUGAAAAGGCCUAUAUUUGUGUCCAAAAAUGCGUAGAUUUGCGGUACGACAUAGCAUAUUCAGAUAAAUAUUGUUUCUGUACUUGCUACCAUAAGAAAGAAAAGGCAAAAUAUACACCGAAAUCGUUCUUUGACCAAACUUAUUGGAAAUUAGGACCCCCGUCUACAACGAAGCCAGCUUGGGCAGUUAGCAUUAAGACAUUAAAGGUAACAGGUAUACCUGAGAGUGAACAAGAGGAAGAUGUUACAAAAAAUGUAGAAGAUAUUAGCAAUACAACAAAUAUAUAUGAUGAUACGAAUGUUUUAAACGAAACAAGUACCGUUAGUAGUGAUACAAAUCAAACGAUUGAUGAUUCAAUCGAUAAGGGCAGCACAACUGACAGUAUUAACUCAACUGAUAGUGAAAUUUCAAAUUCUACGUCUGAUUCGAAUUCAGGUGGUGAAAGUUCAACAGGAGUAACUUUAAGCCCCACCGAUGCAGGUGGUGCAAGUGAAACAACAUCGUAAUUUCUGGAAAAAUACUUUCAUUGUUCUAACUUUUAGACCUUGCUAUUUAUUAUUUGCGUUACAUAGUAUAUAUACUAAAAUAAAUAAAAAAUGAAGACAAAAGUAAUUGCAAAUUACAAUUCUUGUAGUUUCUUAAUAAAUAAUAUUAAAUACAUAUACUUCUUGUAUACGAUUUUUGUCUGCAAAAAUAAUAGGCCAAGUAAGUUCGUGAUCGGAAAGGUUACGAGUAUUUUCUGAUAUAAUUAUCAAUAUAUUCUACUUAACGACGGAAUUAGGGAAAUAACUUUUAUCUCAUAAGAUAUUGAUAUUGCUUUCUGAAAUAAUGUUUCUAUAUAUCACGAUAAGUCUUAAUUGAUGUUAAGUUCUACAACAGUUCUACUAAUAAUACUGCACAGUAGCUACUAUAAGGCACAAUCGUGUGCAAGCACAAGUACACUUUCAAUUUCCAAUGAGAAGCAUAGACUGAAGAUAGAUUAGGUGCACAGUAACAAUGGCUUUUUGUGCUUUUCGAGUUAUCGACUUUGUGAUAUUGGCUACAGAGAACUUCUUGACAGAAAAACUCUAUUACUCGUUAUUGAUUACCUGGGAUCCACACCCAGACGCUGUAUUUGUAUUACAAAUUAAAUUGCGUUCAUUGAUAUUUUACACUAUAUUUUGAACUCUAACAGGUCCUGUAGCUCUAACAGUACAUACUAAUUAUUCUAUUAUAGCUAUAUCAAAUACAGUAUGACAAUAUUGUGAAUUAACUAAAGAUUUCAGAGCAAUUAAAAAAAACUAAAUUGUAUUAAACGUAUUAGAUAUGUUUGAAUUUCAGUGAAAUUAGACACAUGCGUUAAGAUAUAGCAAAGAAGAUUAACUUGCCCAAAAAUAAUCAACCUAUAAACUUUUGUGCAAUAAAGGGACAUUUAUUGACCGUUACUACUGUAAAGACUAAUAGUUGACUUGUUAAUGUCAUUGAUCUCAUUAUCAAUGUCGAAUUGACGACGUAACUGAGAUUUUAUUUUUAUGAAAAUAAAUGUUAUAUCCGAUAAUUUCUGUUUUUUGAAUAUUUGUGACUUGAUUUUAAUUAUAAUGUAUUAUUACUUUUAUGUAUAAUAAAUACAAAACGUAAAAUAAUUAAAUUUCAGUCAUUAAUAAUUAUUAUGAAUAUGUGCUAAAUUAAUGUUUAUAAUAUAGUAAUAACCUGGGACAUUAUUCACACACGGCCACCUGAACCCAUAGUAAGCAGAGCUUGGGUUGUUCUGGGUGGGAAUCAAACCCACAAACUUCGUUGUGAACUUUAAUCUAUUUUUCAACAUAACAAUAAUUGCCCUUAUUUAUAAACAUUGCUUAGUGGCUGUUUAGUUAAACACUGAAUUCGCUCUUUUUGUCAUUAUUGAUUUGACAUUUGAAGAAAGAAAACACAGUAUUGUUGAACUAAGCACCCGCUCAACUACGCUUAUAAGUACGACCGAAUAUGAUUAGAAAAAUGACACUACCUUGUAUUUAAGAUUGAUUAAGUGUGAUGUGAUAUCAUAAUAAAAUGAAAUAAACGGUUACUAACUA
This is a messenger RNA of Nymphalis io (European peacock), 2313 nucleotides long. RefSeq lists its product as uncharacterized. The record is from RefSeq and is a predicted model, not a curated record. Lineage: Eukaryota; Metazoa; Arthropoda; Insecta; Lepidoptera; Nymphalidae. Bases 79 to 768 code for a protein of 229 amino acids. The transcript is spliced from 3 exons.